Molecule: messenger RNA, 4275 nt
Organism: Necator americanus (New World hookworm)
Lineage: Eukaryota; Metazoa; Nematoda; Chromadorea; Rhabditida; Ancylostomatidae
Exons: 29
Coding region: 1-4275 (1424 amino acids)
Molecular function (GO): protein binding
Source: RefSeq, a predicted model, not a curated record
AUGCGAAAUCUCGAGGGAGACCGGGUUCGACCAACGAGAUGGGGUGACGUGUUUGCUGCACGGAUGGACCAGUUGAGAGCUCAACUGGAUACGGCUCAAGGACCUCGUCAACUGAAUGAGCUGAGUGAAAACAGAGAUUAUUGGGCGGAGGUGGAGACGGAUCCUGGGAUUGUGUUGGAGGACGGAAGCGACGACAGAAAGCGAGACGAGAAGGACCAGUCAAACGGCGUCACACUAGUGCGACACUGCCGGGAUGCAGUGACUCACGAAAGCAGCAAAAGAGCUUUAGUUCUGCUGCAAAAAUGUACAGAAAGUGCUAUUAUUUUUAUUAGUGAAGGCGAGCGAGGCGAGCACCAGAAGAAGUCUGAGAGCUUGGCGGUAUUUCAGUUGAUGCCUGUCUAUUUGACUCUCCUGGGCGGUCCACCAUGGGGCAUGCGUCUCGGCAGCGAUCAGGAACUCCGCCCCGUAAUCGCAAAGAUUUUGACGAACGGUCGUGCAGCACGAGAGGGACUGAAACCAGGAGACGUGCUAUACUCUGUGAAUAAUAUCCCCGUCUUCACGUGCAAGCAAGCUCACUCUCUUAUCCAGAAAGCAGAGGGGAAGUUGCGACUUGGGAUUGCCAAAAGUUCUGCCGGUAGCACCCCUAUCAGGAGUCCCAGGGAGGACAAUAACAGGUUUCUCAGCCCAUCCGCAGCGUACUUACAGUAUAGCCCAAGUUUUACAAAAAUGAAAAACACUCGACUAGAUUUGGAAGCAGCACGCGGCGGUAAUACGAAGCUUAAACGACGGUUCUUUGAGGAACAAAUUGCAAAGAACUGUGUAACGGAUCGUCUAUUGCAGAGAAAAAUCCAACUCGGCAUGGUUCACAACGGUGCUCCGAGUGAAAGCACUACGGGUUACGAUAGCGUCGGAGCGGACUUCGCUGGUUGUAGGAGUAACACCACCAGUUCGAUGACAUCGGCCAGCCCAUCACCAUCGGAUCACGACGAGGUUACUAUCGCAGAGAACACCAUUCACGCCCAUUCAACGCCGAAGUUCCCCAUCCGUUCCAUGCAGCCAUCGACGAUGUCGGCGGAGACGAACAACGAACGGAGCGAAACUGUGAUACCAGAUCGCAGGAGUGUCGCUGAACUUCGACGGCAAAUCACUUCACGUCUGGAAAUGAAAACGCCGGAUUCAUGCUCUCAGACUUCUAAAGGUCCGGAAGCACCAACUUCACCUCUUCCCAAUCGACAUUUCACCAGCAACUUCAUAAAGGUUUAUGAAGGUGCGGAUCCAGAGAACAAAAAGCCUUAUUUGGGCAGAGUUCUAGACGGACCCGUUGGGCCGGAUAAAUAUUUUCAAGGGGUAAUGCCAGCAAGCGCUAUGCAGUGCACAUCACCCGUUCCACAUUCGACUCCGGAAUCAAAACCUCCGACACCAUCGAAAACCACAAGGCGGAACUCGUUCCUCAAUCGUAUAGCCAGAGAAUCGUCACCUGUAGAAACGUUGACUCCGGCUGUCCAUGCGGAAAGCGUUGAAACACGGGCCGAAGUGCGACCCAGUGCAUUGACGAAUAGUUUGAGCCAAGCUGACCACCAUAAUGAAGUUGUGAGAUCGACCGGAUCUAACUCCAUCCAUAAUUUUGCUCCGACUCAAGAACUACAGCAUCCAGCAACUCUUUCGAAGCAGCCUAUUUAUAAUUUUGUUUCGUCGAGUCAAGAUCUGCAGCAUCCACCGACUCCUUCACAAAAUCCUAUUCGUAAUUUUGCUUCGAGUCAAGAUCUGCAGCAUCCGCCGACUCCUUCUCAAAAUCCUAUUCGUAAUUUUGCUUCGAGUCAGGAUCUGCAGCAUCCGCCGACUCUUUCACAAAAUUCUACUCGCAGUUUUACUUUGAGCCAGGAUGGGCAGCAUCCACCGACUCCUACAACGAAACCACUACCUGUCCAUAGUUUUGCUCCGAGUGAGGAUCUGCAUUAUCUGCCUACUCCGGCGACGACGCUGACGAAGAAACCAUUCACAGAGAAAAGUUUUGAGACAGUUUUCAACAUGACACCUAAUAGAAAGCCAUUUGAGGAAGUCAAAUCAACGAACAAUGCCAUCGAAGCUGACAAGCAUAAUGUUCGGAACGAGAGUAGGAUGCCCGAUUUGCUGAAAUCACGAAGUCCUGCUCCUUUUUCGCUAUCGACAUCACCGAACGAACGAACGACUCUUUUUUCUGGAAACACACUCCAUGACGACUUAACAUCCUCGUUGACUGAAGCCUUAGCCGCUUUCAACAGGCCAUUGCCGCAUUCGGACGUUACGAGCGACAGCGGAUACGACGGACGAGAAGAGCGAGCUCCGACUUCCGAGUCGACGAAAUUUGACGGACGUCCGACAUCUUCCGACAACGGACAUUCGGUGACCUCGUUCUUGACCGCCCCCGAGACCGUGGAAGAUCAUUCACCGUCAUCGGUUGCUCCGCCAAGCACCGUCGAGAUGGACAGACGAAUCGAGAGCAGAGACAGUCUCCUAAGCGGAUCGGAGAGCGCCGAUCACGCCCACUCAACUGCUGGCGAUGCAAUGUUGGACCGAUUCCAGGCCGGUCCUUCGUCACACAGAGACGAGAUGUCGCUGUGGUAUCGAAACAUGUUCAAGAAGAUGCACAAAGUUGAAGCACCUGAAGAGAGUUCCGUGUUGCGCCACCGCUUGAGAGAAGCCUCUCCUGCCCUCACGAUUAGUCGUCCAUUGACUCCGCUUUCGUUCACCGCUCCUACACCAUCACGCCAUGAAUGCGAAGUGACACCGCGAAGAGCCAGAUCUGUCGGACGAGUCGUCGAGCCGGAAAUGUUGGCAACCCGCAGCUCCACAAACCUCUACGCGAACGAAAGAGCCCGAACUCCGCACUUCCACCUUCCUAGCUACAAAUUUGUUCACGAAGACCCCCGUCCGUUAUUUGUUGACUGCGGUUCCGUGAAUGGCACACGAACGUGUGGAAUACGUUGUAUGCGCUGCGGACUUCGACGGAAAGAUCCAUCAUGGAAGGACAUCGAUGAGGUUUUUGAAGCCUUAUCUGCUGAGGAUCGAAAAAUGCUCAAUAGGACGCAACAAAUGCACUCGAGGGUCGCUUUGCGGUGUAUUACGGAGAAUUUGGAUGCGACCGCGGCAGAACUCUCAGUGUUCAUUCAACGGCUGGAGCAGUAUUGGAAACGUUCCAACAGCUCCCCUCAAUUAUCCGUUUGUGACCAAAGCGGCUCUUCGCUGACAGCAGCAGCAGAAGAGUUGGCUGAAUUGAAGAGGAUCUCAAAAGAAGAGCUUCUAUAUCGUCAUAAAGCAGAAAAACUGGCGGAGGAGCUCCAAGAACAACGUAAUCGACGUCAUGGCUACGUGCCCACUGCGUCACCAUCAUUGCUUUAUAAUAAGGACAGGUUCGGUGGUCUUCUGGACGAAUACAGUAAUCGUCCAAGCCCAACUCCCCUUCAUGCCACAUCUGUUCGCACAGCGACUGCAAUAUUCAAAUUCGAUGCUAAAUCUUCCAGAGAACUGUCUCUAAAUCGUGGCGACAUAGUUCGGUUAAGAAGAGAAGUCGAUGCGAAUUGGUUGGAGGGAGAACGAAACGGACAAAGUGGAAUUUUUCCACGCAGUUAUGUCCAGAUGGACGACGAGUUCGAUCGAUCACAAAGUAAACUGAGGGCGAUUUAUCCCUUCACUGCUAGAAGUGUAAAUGAGCUUAGCCUCAAGAUGGGAGAACUGGUGACACUGCGAAGGGAAAUCGAUGAAAAUUGGAUUGAGGGUACAAAUCAUCUUGGAGAGAUCGGCAUAUUCCCGAGGAACUAUGUACGACAACAGCAUGAUUACGGGCAGAAUGACGAGAUCGCCGUGUCAUCUCCAGAUCGUCCGAAAACGCCGAAGACCUAUGAGAAUGAGAGGCCGAUUGGUGUGACUAAAUCGUAUUCCAGCAGCGCUUUGCACGAAACCAGCAUUCUUCCGCACACUUCGAACCAUACUGAGGAUCGAUUGCCAGGAAAUGCUCUAAGCAACGAAAGAAGCUUCACGAACGAUCGCUCAAGGAGUAGCAAACGAGAGGACCGACGAUCGGAGAGACACCUCUGCACGGCAGAUAAAAUCCCAAGGGGUAGUCAGACUUACCGAGCCCUUUAUCGAUAUGUUCCAACCAAGGACGACGAAGUGGACUUAGAAGUAGAUGACAUAGUUUUUGUUGUCGAAAAAUGUGACGAUGGUUGGUAUAUUGGAACAGUACUACGAACUGGGCAAUUCGGGACAUUUCCUGGGAACUAUGUCGUACGGCAUUAG